Molecule: messenger RNA, 619 nt
Organism: Zychaea mexicana
Lineage: Eukaryota; Fungi; Mucoromycota; Mucoromycetes; Mucorales; Lichtheimiaceae
Product: histone-fold-containing protein
Exons: 4
Coding region: 52-483 (143 amino acids)
Biological process (GO): positive regulation of transcription by RNA polymerase II; negative regulation of transcription by RNA polymerase II; chromatin remodeling
Cellular component (GO): negative cofactor 2 complex
Molecular function (GO): protein heterodimerization activity; general transcription initiation factor activity; core promoter sequence-specific DNA binding
Source: RefSeq, a predicted model, not a curated record
CUACUCUCUUUCUUUGCUUUUUCUUCACUCUCCCAAAAAGAAAGACACAAAAUGAGUAGUGACAAUGAACGUUCUGGUCCUACGGGUGAUGACGAGCUAUCACUACCUAAAGCGACAGUAAUGAAGCUCAUUAACGAAAUGAUGCCGAGCGAUAUUGUUUGUUCCAAAGAAGCCCGAGAUUUGCUCAUUGACUCUUGUGUUGAGUUCAUUCAUUUGAUAGCAUCAGAAUCGAACGAAAUAGCCGAUCGAGAGACGAAAAAGACGAUAGCAGGAGAGCAUGUUAUUUCGGCGUUGAAAGAGCUUGGAUUCGAAGACUAUGUGGAGGAUGUGGAAGAGGUGUACAAGGAGCAUCGACAGCAACAAAAGGAUCGCGAUAAACGAAGUUCGCGAUUGGAAAAGACGGGGAUAUCGGAAGAGGAGCUUCUGAGACAGCAGGAACUGUUGUUUGAGCAAUCACGUUUAAAGUUUGAAGCACACCAUUAAUGGGUGAACAGAUGGUUACUAUAUAUUUAUUUUUUCAUUAAAUUCUGAUAAUACUUUUUUAGAAUCAUCAACUUUUUUAUUGUCAAUGUGAGCUACUAGAAACCACCUGUUCUUGUUGUGCUAAAGCUCCUUGCAA